CCCCGCCCGGCCCUGCGCAGCCACGCGGCGGUGCCGGCCCUUUGUUCCCGGGGGUCCGCGGCCGCCGGGAGGCGGCGGGAGCUGCGGCCAGCAGGAUGCCAUGGGGAACUGCUGGGCGCAGUGGUGCUGCGGGCUGUUCCUGCGGAGGGAUGCCGGCCGCAUCCAGCGCGGCGGAGGAUCCAAGUAUUUUAGAACCUGUUCAACAGGAGAACACUUCACUAUAGAGUUUGAGAACCUGGUGGAAAGUGAUGAGGGGGAGAGCCCAGGAAGCAGUCACAGGCCUCUGACUGAGGAAGAAAUUGCAGACCUGAAGGAGAGACACUACGACUCCAUUGCUGAGAAGCAGAGGGUUGUUGACCUGAAGCUUCAGUCAGAGUUAGCCUUACAAGAGGAGAAGUUAAGACUAGAAGAGGAGGCUUUAUAUGCUGCACAACGUCAAGCAGCCAGGGCAGCAAAGCAGAAAAAGCUCUUGGAGCAACGUAGGCAGCACAGGAUAACACAGCAGAGAGCACAUGCUGUUAACAAUGGAGAGUUCCAGAGCUGUGUGGCAGAGGAGGACCUCGAUCCUUUCCUGAGGAAUACAAAAUUCCAGUAUGAAGCUUUCCGAAGCAGCAGGCUUUCAUCUGAUGCCACAGUGCUGACACCCAACACAGAGAGCAGUUGUGAUUUGAUGACCAAAACCAAAUCAGUGAGUGGGAAUGAUGACAGCACCUCCUUGGAUUUAGAGUGGGAAGAUGAAGAAGGCAUGAACAGGAUGAUCCCGGUGCGGGAGCGCUCCCGGACGGAGGAGGACAUCCUGCGGGCGGCGCUCAAGUUCAACAGCAGGAAGCCGGGGAGCCACCCGGCCUCGGCCUCCGACGACUCCAACGGGCUGGAGUGGGAGAACGACUUCGUCAGCGCCGCCGCCGCCCUGGACGACAACGGCAACUCCGAGUACGCCGGCUUCGUGAACCCCGUGCUGGAACUGUCGGAGUGCGAGCGCCAGGACAGAUAGUGCAUCCCUGCGUGUCCCCAGCGCUGCAAAGGGAACGGAACCCACGAGGCCACUCUGCCCUUUGUAACCUGCCCCCCUCUUCCUGACAGUCUGAAUUCAGAACUAAGUGCAAUUUUAUCGUCUACCUUCUCCACUUUUGUGAAAACUGUUGUGGAUAUUUCUGGGUAUCUGGAUUUAAUAGAAAAUUAUCUGCACUAAAUUGGAGCUUCGUAGCUUUGACUUGUCUAUAUUUUAACUUGCCUUUUUUUUUUUUCUGGAUGAUGUUUCUAUUGAUUUUGUUUUAAAAUUCAUCGUUGGCCUAAUAUUUAUCUCAGAAACAGUCCUCUAUAAUUUAAUACAGUCCUCUUUAAUUUAAUACUUGAAGAUAGAGAAAUAAUUUUUAAAUAUUUCUAUUUCUGUGCUUUUUGACUUGCUCUUCAGCUAUUUCGAGCUGCAAAACAAAUUUGACACAUGGCAAAUUUGCAGAUUUUCCCCUGUCUAGCUUGAAGCCUUCCUAGUCUUCUGUUGUCCUUUUUCCAUUUAUUUUAUUUAUUUAAUUGCUUUUUGCCAAGCACGGUUAACCUCAAUGAACACAGUAAAACUCAUCAGGUUAGGUAAGGUACUGCCUUGUAUAAUAAUAUGCCAGACUUAGUAAGCGUGUGCUAGAUAGAAAAGCAAAACUAAAAUAUAAAUUCUCUGUAUGUGUCAAUAAAAUGGGAAUUUUAACCAGUGAAGAACUGGGAGGACCAAAGUCUUGUUUUCCCAGCCCCCCUGAACAGACCAACCUCUGUUGCUACAUGGUCCUUAAAAUUCUUCAGUUGUGGAAAAUUUAUAAUUCCACUGGACCAGAACAAUUAUGGAAAAGCAACAUCCAGUGAGCAAACAGGGAGGGAUGAUGGCUCUGCUGCUGGCAGGGUGGGAAGAACAAGAACCUAAAGACUGAAUUUUUACACCUGCAUUUUGAAAAGAAAGAAGAAAAAUUCAUGUUUUAACAGUGUGUUAAAGUGCUCUGCCUUUCCUGUGCCUCUCAAGUGGAUGGUUAAUCCUGCCAGUACGGGCUGAAAUCCAAGGAGGUGUUCAGUGACUGCACCGCUGCUGUCCUGUGCUGUGUGGUCUCCCCCAGUAUUCCAUGUCAAUCUUACUUUUUAACAAAAGAGAAACUGCAAAGUUCUUGCAGGUCUCAAGCUUUCCCCAAAGUUUCAAAGUGAAGCCAUUCUACUCUGCCAUUAUUUCGUGCAGCUGUCUCGUUUUUCCAGGGGGAAAAGGGUGACAGGGUUUAACUUUCUUUUGGAGUAAAAAGAACACAUUGUGGUAAGUAACAAACCUGCUCUGUCAAUCAUCAGAACUGAAUUUGUUGGUGAAAGCUGUGUGAAAAAUGUUGUUUAGCUCAUCUGAAGCUAUCUGGAAUAUUUGGGUGGUUACAGUGUGGAUAAGGAACAGAAAUCCUGCACACUGGGGUUAAAUGUGUACAAGUAACCCGAGAGAACAGAUAAAUCCUGUUGGUAACAUUCCAUCUCU
This is a messenger RNA of Melozone crissalis (California towhee), 2491 nucleotides long. RefSeq names its product adaptor related protein complex 1 associated regulatory protein (gene AP1AR). Gene Ontology annotation, biological process: negative regulation of cell motility; regulation of Arp2/3 complex-mediated actin nucleation; negative regulation of substrate adhesion-dependent cell spreading. NCBI's taxonomy places the organism in Eukaryota, Metazoa, Chordata, Aves, Passeriformes, Passerellidae. The coding region runs from base 101 to 994 and encodes 297 amino acids. Gene Ontology annotation, molecular function: AP-1 adaptor complex binding. The record is from RefSeq and is a predicted model, not a curated record. The transcript is spliced from 10 exons.